This is a messenger RNA of Paramisgurnus dabryanus, 6941 nucleotides long. The record is from RefSeq and is a predicted model, not a curated record. Lineage: Eukaryota; Metazoa; Chordata; Actinopteri; Cypriniformes; Cobitidae.
AGUGAAAGUAAAAUAUGGUCUGCGACAUUUUAUGAUCGUGAGAUGUCUUCAUCACAGAAACGUUUUUACGAUUAUUUAUAGUACACAUGUAUAGUUGAUUUGUCUUCAGUGUAUUUAAGAUGCACGUGCUUUACUUUUUUAUUUCAGCACUGCUGAAGAUCGCUGAUGGGUUUACAGUGAAGGGUUCCUCGGGUCCUCUGGUUGUUCCUCUGGGAGGUUCAGUGCUUCUGCCCUGUUCUGUUGAUUCACUCUUACCACUGAAGGAUCUGGAGGUGGAAUGGAAAAGGCCGGAUUCAGAGACUCUGAUUCAUCUGUAUCAAGAUGAAGAUAUCAGACCAGAGGCUCAACAUCCAGAUUAUCAUAAUAGAGCUCAUUUCUUCACUGAAGACAUUAAACAUGGAAACUUCUCACUCCUGUUGAACAAUCUGACAGCUGAAGAUGAGGGACAAUACACAUGUAAAGUUUACUCUGGACAAAAGUCUGGAGAAACUGUGGUGGAAGUCCAAUGUGGUGAGCGUUUGAUAGUGUUAGGAUCAAAUAAGUCCAUAUCUGCAUAUGAGGGUGAAGAUGUCACUCUGAGCUGCUCUGUGGACUCUCACAUCAAACCUGAAGAGAUUGAAGAGGUUUCAUGGAAGAAAAGAGAUAAAGAUGGAGACAUCCUGGUUCUUCUCUAUGAAAACAAUGAAACUCAACCAGAAUCAUCAGAUGAACAAUACAGAGACAGAGUUGAGUUCUUCAAUGAUGAAAUCCACAGAGGAAACUUCUCUCUCAGACUGAAGAGAGUCAGGACUGAAGAUAAAGGAGUUUACAUCUGUCAAGUGUUUGCUAAAGGACUUUCAGCAAACACAACUGUGAUACUGCAACAACUGGGUUUCUCUACUUUGCAUAUAAUGGUGUUGAUUCUCUGUAUAGCUGCAUGUGGAUCUGCAGUUAUAAUCUGCUCUUACAUAUACUGCAGAUCAGACAAAAAUGAUACCAGCAGAUGUGUCCAAGCUUGUAAGGUUUCUCUUGUCAUUUGUCCAAACAUUUUUAUGUUCAUCGCCUUCAUCAUCUGGGGUGUUACUGAGGGAUUUUUAAAAGAAAGCGUCACUUGCAGUGCACUUUAUAUUCUGAGGCCUGUCAUGUUGUUUUGGACUGUGCCCCAUUUAGAUGAUCUUCAAGACUGCACUAAACCAUGGAUUAGGUUUUUAACUAUAACAGGAGAAUUUGCUGCAUUAAGUGUCAUUUUUUACUCAGUUAUCUUUACAUAUGGCUGGAAACAGAUAGCACAUUAUAUAAUAGCAGUUGUACCUGGUAUUUUUGGAGGAUGCUUUGCAUUUGUGCUACUAUUCUCUCUAUGCAUAUUGCCUGGAGAUCUCUUAGGAACAGUAGGAGUUAAGAUUCAGCGUUUUUCUUUAGUUUUAUUGCCAUGUGUGCAGAUUCUUUUCCUGGUGUGUUUAUUUAAUGGUCCCAGUCCGGAUUUUAUGGAUUUGACCUGUGUUUUAUUUCUGCUAGUUUUGUUUAUCCUGGUGUUCUUUGAAAUCUGUGAUGAUGCCUGUCCGCCCAAUGCAAGUGUGUUCAUUUUGGGAGCUGUUGGUAUUAUUUCUUUGAACUCUGUUACACUGGCAGCAGAGCUGAUUCUAAAAAGACGAAAUGGUGAGCGUGCAAUAGGAGAUCUCAGAGUCAUUGUUUUUCCGUCUGAAUGUGCUUUGAUCUUAUACUGGCUGUUAUUUUCAUUAUAUACUUGCUGUAAGUAUGUUUUUAAAAAUUUGAUUUGUUAUAACAUUUAAAACAUUUAAAAAUGUCUUAUUGUAAGUUUAUUUUAGGUUUCUUUGCAUUUUAGGAGAAAACAAAGUCUUACAAGUUUAACAAAGACCACUAGUUUGUCACUCUUUAGGAUGCACUCUUUUUGUAAAAUUACAGAUAUAUUAAAGCUUUAAAUAUAAAAUCUGAUGCAAACCUAAGCCCUUUUCACACAGACAUUACAUAGGGGAUUUGUCCGGGAUCGUUUGAUCUGUGUUUGCAUUCACACAUAUGCCGUAAAGAUCCCAGAAAGAUACAUGACGUGUUUAAAGUCAUACACUUGGUGUUUUUUUUUCUCCGCAGUGUCUGAAGUUUGCAGUUAAUUUAUCUGUCCAGAAACCAAUCGCAUGCGUCUGUCUAGUAUGCUGGUAAAUGAUCUCCACAUCAGAGUGGAUAUUUGACAAGCUCCAUUCAGUCCACAUUUACAUGACAUUUAGUCAUUUAUCAGACGCUUUUGUCCAAAGCGACUUACGAGUGAGGUAAACAAUAGAAGCAAUUAUAGCAACACAAGAACAGCAAUACAUAAGUGCAUUGGAAAUAGUCUCAUCAAGUCUGACACAGUAUAUAUAACUGUCCUUGAUGGCGUGAUGGUUGUGUAACCUAGCUGAAUGGAAAGGUUGUGCUGAAUCUUUUGUUCAGAUAAUAUACCAAGCAGUUUUUGUUUUUGUGAGGUUAAGCUGGAGAUGUUGAUCCUUCAGAGUCCAGUUUGCAGACAUUUCUCUCGUGAUUGUUAAUGUGCAUUUAAAACCUCAGUUUUAAUAAGCUAAAAAAUAUAUCUUGUUGCAAUGAUGUGUGGGCAUUUUUGUUUGUUAUACGCUCAUAUGAGCUAUUAUUUUAUGCUGAUGAAUGAUCUCCGCUUCAGCACGGAUAGUGAUGAGCUACCUGAUAUCUGCUUCAGACCAGUUUGCAGACAUUCACUUUUCGAGAAUGUUAAUCUGCAUGUAAACCCCUCAUUUUAAAAAGGUGAACCAUAACUUAAUCAAAAAUGUUGCCAUGACACGCGCGUCCUCACUGCGACAUGUCCCUAACGGCAUUGUUUCUGUGUCUUGUUCGUACUGAGGGCUUUCCGGGUAUCUUACGGCAAUGUAACUAGGUCCUCUUUCCGGGAGUGAUCCCAGGACAUUUACUGGAUGUGUUUGUGUUCACACAGAAGCUUGUGUCUGCCAAUUUUUUUGUCUGAUAUUUUUAUGUUUUCAGUUGGUUUUCACGUUCUAAAUAUAAAUUUUUCCCUCUCUCUGUUCUUAUUACAUAGGCUGUGGAACUAAAUCUGUACACAAUCAAAGGACGCAAGGACACCGAAAACCAGAGAACACACCAGAGAGUCAUGAAAUGGAGCCCUUCUCAGCACCAUCUCACAAGAGUUGAAGUCAAAGUCAAACAGACUUGGUUGUAUAUAUGCUGUACCAAGUGUGGUGUGCUAUAGCAGGGGUUUUCAAACUUUUUGUGUGUGUGGACCACUAUUUGUAAUCAAGAAUUUUCGCGGACCACCUCAUAGUACUUAUUAUAAAAUAUGUCUACACAAAGUCCUGAAUUAAUCUGCACAUCUAAAUAGUCUUACUAGCACUAAACUAAAACUAUAACUGGUCAUCACAUCAGUACAACAGGUUUCUUAACCUUAUAUCAUAAUUAUUUAUAUACAUAUUCUUAGUGUUCGGAAAGUUCACUUUCUACAUGAACAAGUUUAGUUCACAGUUCACAAAUUUUUAAAUGAACUAGUUCAGUUCAUAGUUCAUAUUUGAAAAUGUUAAACUAGGUCACAGUUCCUAAAAUGAACUAAUUUAUAGUUAUUUUUUUCCCAUAUUAUUUUUUUUAAAUGAUUGCCAUUAUAGCCCAUAUAGAACCACCACAGACAGCAAUUAUUUGAACAGUUUUAACAGUGAAGCUAAAUGCGUCAGAUUUCAUCUUCAUGUCCAACUUUAAAUCCUUAUCCAACCAGGGUUUACAUUAGCAUUGACUGUCUUUUAAUUUUUGUAUUUGCUUACACAUACCUUGAAAGGCUAGCUGGGUGGGGGUCACACCCUGGGCGAGAAGUGCUGCGAGGCAUUGCGUGUAUGACAACUCGCAGGUAUUGCACACCACACGUGCACGUUAAAUAGCGUGAGCUUAGUCAAAGUCUAUUUCAAGAUCCGGAAUAUGCGUUAGCAGCCUAUGUUAAUCGUUAACGACAAAUAUGAUGUUAUUUAAUGUUAAACUAUUUGAGUUGAGCGGCAGGAAUUUCAGCAGUGUCUGUGUUGUUGUGAUGACGCAUGCAGCAUGACUGGUGAACAACACCGAGUGGUGGCGGUGUUGCCAGAUUGGGUGUUUUUUCCGCUACACAUUAAGGCCUGUUUACAGUGUGUUUUAGUCGGGUUUUCGCCUGGAAGAAUAUACAAAUCUGGCAUCCUAUUGAACGACGUUAACUGAGAGAGCGUGCUGUUCACAGGCACCAGAAUGAAUGAGUUCACAGUAACGUUUAUUAGGCAGCAGUACACGUUCGCCCAAAAUAUGAACGAGUUUGUAUAUUAAAAUAUACAUAUUCUUAUUUUGCCUUUUCACGGACCACCUGCAGUACCCUCACGGACCACUAGUGGUCCGCAGACCACAGUUUGGGAAUGGCCGUGGUAUCCACACUAUUCCUGAGGUAAAUGCGGGCGACGCCAUCUUGAGCUCAGAUGGGUAAAACUUCCGGUGAGCCACUACAGCUAAUAAUAGUUCUAUUGCGAGGGAUACGAGUCUGCCGUUUUGACUGGCAUUUUAAUGCUUAUUAUGAAAUCCAGGAAGAUCGGCAUAAUUUGUGCAGUUACAGUAGGGGUUAACAUAAUAGAUGAUACAAACGCAGUAAACCUUUACAAAACGGUUGUUUUAACUGUAAUACACGCUCAAGAACUGAAUGUUUAUGUGGCGCACGUGCAUCUAUUAACUGUAUCCACACAUCCAUCCAGUAAAACCUUUCAUAGAAACUGACAGUGAACAAUGAAUACAAUAAUUAUUCAAAAACUACAUAUUAUGCAGAUAAAAAUAUGCUGAUUUAUUUAUUCUGCUACUAGGGCCUAUAUAUUAUUACAAAAAUGAGAUUACAGCACAUAAUAUAUAGCCUACGACAUUAACUGCUUAUUAGUUAAUAUUUAUAAUAGUUUGUGAUGUGUUACGCAUACCGUUACUUUUGUUGUGUUUUAAAUGAAUUAUUUAAGCAAAUAAUUUCAUAAGCUCAUGUCUUAUUUACUGUAUAAUAUUUUCAUAAAACGAAAACUGAAAACAUGUAAUAGGAGUUUAAUAUGUUUAUUAUGGUUUGUUUAAAUAACUUACAUUGUAUUGAAUGAGAAGCAUAAGUUACUGCUGCUGUCGGAUCGCGUGAAGCUUGAUGUGUAGCCAUAAAAACUCGAUAAGUCGAUUAAAAAUUGCCGUUUAAAAAAACCUCACACCAGGGACAGUUGUGACAUUUUAAACCAUCACCUGAAACGUUUAAAAACAAGAAGUCUCUGUAUAUUCCAUGUAUUAAACACUCGACUGACUGUCCCACUGUAGAGAUACGGCAUGUCUCUGUGCUUUUAUUUGCACAUUGAAGAUCCGUCGCCCCCGAGGAACAACAUGAAACGAUUGAAUAUAUAUUGAUGUAUCAGGACACUUCUUAAUUUCAUCCUCACACUGGUUCAUACAUGAAAUUAUGACCGUAAUCAUCAUGGAAAUCACCGGCUCUGGUCCAGUGACAGUACGCGCUGGAAGUCGCACCCACAAUUCGCGCAAAGCGUCAUGGGGCGUAGGAAUAGUGUGGAUAGUAUUUCUGAUGAUCCCUUGAUGGUUUGCUAAAAACUUAAGUCCUGAGUGUUUUGUUUCACUUGACUUUCUCACUAAGGGUGCAUUGCAGGGGUACAUUGGACCCCAAAGUAUGGUUCGUUUAGCUAGUGUGAUUGCUCUGUACUUUACCAGGGUGUGGUAUGAUUGACAGUACCCUGGUUCGCUUUGCAGUGAUGUUCUCUGGCAUGGUUUGCUUUGAUUCGGGGACAAGGUGCAUGCGCUUACCGCAUUAGAGUGCAAAACAUCAGCUGUCACUCUAAAACAUGAUUUCAAACACACCCAAUAAGGUUUAAACUCAAUUACGAUGAGCUCCAUCUUGCAUAUCUUCCAAUUUUCUGCAAACAAUUGCAUCUUUUAAUGACACAAGCAUACUCUGGUACGGAUCAUAAAGUUUUGUGUGAGCGCAGACCAGCAUGUGAGUGGGGACAAUUGCACUUGGAUACGGUUCGGUCAGGUUAACUAUGAUUACGACUUUAAAAGGUCUCUAAAUGUAAUUUCAAAUAAAAAGGAAAUGGUGCUUUUUCUGUGGCAAGUCCCAAACUCUGAAAAAAGUGACCCUUCCCUUUCAAUGUGAGGUCAGCUCCAUUAAUUGCCUGAUUUAAAAACAUAUUUAUUUAUUCUUUAAAUUGUUUGCUAUGUUGUAUAUGCAAUAUCAAAUGUUGGUGUUUGUCAUCAGUAUUGUAAAGCAACAUUUUGAAAAUGUGAUAUGUAAAUAAAGUACUGUAUAGCUCAGUGGUAGAGCACAGAGUUAGCAUCGCAUAAAGUCAUGGGUUUGAACCCAGGGAAUACACAUGCUGAUAAAAUGUAUGCCUUGAUAUACACUGUAAGUCGUUUUGGAUAAAAGUGUCUGCCAAAUGCAUAAAUGUAAAUGUAAAUGCUUGCUAGGUUUCUCAUAUAAUGCACAGUAUAUAUAUUUUAUUUUGACUUUUCUGUUAGUGUUUAGUUUUUACAUCAGUAACAUAAAGAAAUUGUUUCUUGAGGCUACUCAUAACAGGGAGAAUUUAACUUAACUGGAAAAAUUUUUUUUUUUUUUUUAAGUGUAUAUAUAGUAUAUUCAUUAUAAUUUAUUCACUGUUUAUCUGUUUGCUGUAAGGGAUGUGAAAAUACUAUUUUAAAAAUGAUUUGGCAUAAGGAACACAAUUUGUUCUGUUAAAAGAUGAAAUGUGUUAUUAUUUGUAGUGUGAAAUUUUCUUUUGUAAAAAUUCAGAUUUCAUUCUUUUUAGAACAAAUAAAAAAGUGAGUCAUAAAUUAAUCUGUUGCAAUAAAAGGGAUCUAUACAUUUCUUUAAUUUCAACAGUCAACAGAUAAAAACAUCUGUGUAGUUAUUAAAAUUUACAUAUGGUUAUAUACAGUUACAGUAUAACAAAAUAGCAGUGUACUAAUAA